GGCACCACAGAGAGUCACGGAGCUGCGCUUCUCUUUCUCGGCUGGACCCGCGCCAGUGUCCCCGGAAUUUCCCCGGACUCGCUCCCAGAACUUCCUAUUGAGCGCAUGCAUGAGCUCACGGCUCAGACCGCGACACCGUGAACUUGUCUGACCCUCCGAGCUUGGCCAUGCUUCUAUCUUUCGCUAUAGAAUAACGAUGGCCGUUUUUCUCGCUUAUUUCUGCGGUUGUCUGCAAAAUUGAGAAGUACGUCCAUGUGCAUCCCGAAUGCACGUCGACAGGAAUGAACUAAAUGAACAUCUCCAUGAAUAUUCUUCCUUUUACCUUAAUUCCUUAAAUUCUCAACGCGCCUCACACCUGUCGUGUUUACUGCAGUGUCCCUCGUGUGGCCUGUCAUUUAUUUCGGUCAUGUUUUAAUAUUCUGUGUCUGACAUACAGUAGUUUAACACCUGCCUGCAAACCUGUGCCCGUGAACCGUACGUAGGAAGUUGUUUCUCGCGUAUUAAAAAGCCCCCCCCCGUCGUGAGGAAAAUAAAACAACAGAUAACAGUAUCCGAGUGCGUCCGCCGGCACCGCUCGGUCAGAGUUUCCUCAGCGGUGGGGCUCAAUUCGCACCACGACCCCCCGAAGCGGAAAGUUCAGUCCACGCCGGAGUCUGACAAAAGCGCCGGUGACUGAACCAGCAACUCCCGUCUCGCCAGAGCACGCAGUCAGUUGUCGCGUCGUUGUCUCUGGACGGGAGAGACACAGGGGUAGGGUAGUGAAAGCCGAACUUCGGUCUCUCUUCAGCUCUCUUCAGUCGCCGGCCCCCCUGUGCUUCGGCCACACCAUGGAAGCCAGCUCUCUCUCGGCUCCGCAGUCCGUGCCCUCUGGGUCGGAACCGAGCUCUCCGAGCCAGGACAGCUCGCUUAGCCUGCGAGGACCCUGUGAGCCCGGCGUCGUGCGAGACGGCGGCAGCCUGACAGACGGCGGGGGAGCCUCGCUGGCCGGGUCCCAGGGGGAGCGGCUGCUGUCCGGGGAGGAGCAGGUGACCCUGAUCACGGAGAGCAUGUCGGUGACUUCGGCCGACGAGGAGAAGCUGCUGCUGCUGAACAAGAACACGGAGCUGCGCAGGCUGAACAAGGAGCUGAUGAAGUUGAACGAGGAGUGGGACCACAUCUACCGCAGCACCACGCUGGGCCUGCAGCAGAGAGUCGGCGCCCUGGAGCAGGAGAGCAGCGCGCUCAAGCGGCACAACGGCCGGCUGCUGCUCAAGCUGGAGCACGAGCAGAGCAAGAGGGAGUAUUACGAACAGACUAUGCUGCAGGAGCUGAGGAAGAACCAGCACCUGCAGGAGUACGUCCGCCUGCUGGAGGGCCGUCUGCACCGCACUGCCUCUGACCGGGACUGGGGUGUGCUGAACGGCCUCGAGGUGUGCAGGCCCCCCGAGGUGGGAGGUCUGGCCGAACCCCCUCGAGCUCACUACCGGGGUUCCAGCCAAUCACCGCCUCCGGUGGAGACCGCUGCCCGCCCAGACAGGCAGGGCCGAGAGCAGGGAGGGAGGAGCUCCCCCUGCAGGACAGUCGAGGGACACCCGGACAGGGUGAAGGAGGUGCAAGACCUGAAAGAGCAGCUGGAAGCCCUCAGGUGCCAGACGCGGAUCUACGAGGCGGAUUACAAGACGGAGCACAAGGACCGCGAGCGCAUGCAGCUGGAGAACAGCAAACUGAGGAGGAAGGAGGGGGAGAUGCGCCAGCAGAUGGCGCUGCUACAAGAGCAGCUGAAGGUCUACGAGGACGACUUCCGCAAGGAGCGCUCCGACAAGCAGGUGCUGCAGCGCCUGCUGCUGAAGAAGUCGCCCCCCAGCGACCCGGUUCUGGUCCACCGCUGCAACAACAACGAGCACGAGCGCCCGGCCGCCGACCGGGACCGGGACCUGGAGCGGGAGAAGGAGAGGGAGCGGGCGGGCGCCCCCCGCCGGGCCCCCUGCUCCCGGCACGGGCACAAGCCCGCCGAGUGCCCCCGUGCCCAGCGCCAGCAGCGCCACGCCGAAGUGCAGGCCUCCCCCUUUUCCAUAGACUACCACUAGCCUGCCCCCGCACCCCGUGCGGACUCUGGGGGUGCACUGGUGGGGGAGGGGGCUCCUUGUUGACCCCCGCUGUUCUCGGUUCUCUGUUGUGAUCUCUGCACCGGCGCCGUGACUCCCACUGAGCUGCUGUUGGUAUUUCACAGUGAAACUGACAGCGCUGGGGGGGGCUCUGUGAGUCAGGCAGGUCGCUUCCUCUCUCUCGCUCCCCCUCUCUGCGCCACUUCCUGUUUUUCCGCCUCGCUGCACAAUUCAGGACUUCGGGUCGUACACCUGCAGCACUUCGAAUAAGCUCCCCGUCGUUUAGCGCCUUAACGUGUGAAUGUUGUUCCUGCGCUGCAGGAUACCAGACCCUCAGCUCUGGCUUUUGAUGGAACCAGCUCCUUAGUGACGCAAUGACAAUCCAAAACUGGCUUUUAAAAGGCAGGUUUCUCCAGCCUCCUGCAGUGGAAUGGGGCAGAAGCUCCAGUCUGUGACUACCUGUGCCCUAGGCUGAAGAGGAAGUCCUAUGAGACUUCUGUGCGGACCUAUGAGAGUGCGAGGUGCUGUCUUUGCAUGCAGCACGAGCUGUCAGCCUCUCACCUGAGCUCUGCCAGCAUCCUGCUUGAUAAAACGUCACGUUCCAAAGUGUCAGGAACGAAGCAGCUGAGAUAAAUUAUGCACUAAUCAUUAAAAUGCUAUUUAGAACAUAUUAACAUGUAUUAACUUUUCCUGUCUCAAAGACUUUAAAAUACAUUUGUCUAUUAACUUGUUUUAAAUCAUUAUUUUUUUAUACCUUUUCUAAACAUCAUGUCUUUCCCUUAAUUUAUAAAAUAGCUGAUGGGUUUUUCUUGGUAAUGGGAAGCCUAUCAACAUUGUCUUAGGUUCCCUGGUGAUGACAGUAAUAGUAAAGAGUGAAAUGAAAUCCA
Lepisosteus oculatus (spotted gar) is the source of this 2971-nucleotide messenger RNA. Its product is annotated as TNFAIP3-interacting protein 1. Gene Ontology annotation, biological process: cellular response to lipopolysaccharide; regulation of transcription by RNA polymerase II. The record is from RefSeq and is a predicted model, not a curated record. NCBI's taxonomy places the organism in Eukaryota, Metazoa, Chordata, Actinopteri, Semionotiformes, Lepisosteidae.